AUCAUUCACACCGUGGCCCCCCUCACCAAGAGGGCGGGAAAAGGGCAAGAUCCCGCCCUCUAUGCAAAUCUCAUGCCAGCGAUUGGCGGGCAGGCGGGGCCGGUGCCCUACACAGGCUAUAAGAGCGGGGGGAAACAAUGCCCCCGCCGUCCCGGGUCGGGGGCUGGCGCCGGGCGCGGUGGGUGCAUUGGGGUGGGGGUCUCCCCCUCAUCCAUGGGGCUGGGGGUGCCCUUUUGCUGAGCGGGGCUGCAGGUCAAGCUGGGGGAGUGCCCCCUUUUCUUGCUGUUCCCUCAUCCCCAUGCAGAGAUGGAGUUUGACUCGUACCAACACUACUUCUACGACCACGACGCCCAGGAGGAUUUCCACCGCUCCACGGCGCCCAGCGAGGACAUCUGGAAGAAGUUCGAGCUGGUCCCCACUCCCCCCAUGUCUCCCUUGGGUGCCCCCGGCGAGAAAGGCUGCUGCUCCGGGGCUGAGGAGCGCUCGAGCGGGCUCUCCCGGUACUACCGGCCCGGGGAAGAGCCGGAGUAUCUCAUAGGGACGAGCGAGAUCUUCGGGAACCUGAGCGCUUUCAUCCUCAAGGACUGCAUGUGGAGCGGGUUUUCAGCCCGGGAGCGCCUGGAGAAGGCAAUGACGGAGAAACUUUCCACGGGCACGCAGAGGGCCACCCCCCACAAGCCCUCCUUCGCGCAGGAUUUGGGGUUCAGCAGCUCCGUCAGCGAGUGCGUGGAUCCCGCCGCCGUCUUCCUUUGCCCGCUGGCCGAGAGCAAGAUCCCGGCGUCCUCGGGAUCCGAGGGUCAAAGCGAUUCCGAAGGUGAAGAGAUCGACGUGGUGACAGUGGAGAAGAGGCAAUCGCUCGGCCUGAGGAAGCCGGUCACCAUCACACUGCGCGCUGACCCCUUGGACCCCUGCAUGAAACGCUUCCACAUCUCCGUCCACCAGCAGCAGCACAACUACGCCGCACGCUCCCCUCCGGACACGUGUCCCCUGCCGGAGCCGUCCCAGCAGGAUGAGGACAAGCCCCCAAGCACCCCCCAAGCAGAACCAGCCCCUGCUACCACACUGCCUGAGCCCAGCUUGCCCAAAGCCAGCAGCAGCCCUGGCUCCGACAGCGAGGACGUGGCCAAGAGGAAAAACCACAACUACCUGGAGCGCAAGCGGCGCAAUGACCUGCGCUCGCGCUUCCUGGCGCUGCGGGACCAGGUGCCCGGGCUCGCCAGCUGCCCCAAGACCCCCAAAGUGGUGAUCCUGAGCAAGUCCUCCGAGUACCUGCAGUCGCUCCUGGCUGCGGAGAGGAGGAUGGUGGCCGAGAAGCGGCAGCUCCGGCUGCGGCAGACCCAGCUGCUCAAACGGAUUGCUCACCUCAAGGGGCACUAGCGCCCGGCUGCACCCCCUCUUCCCCCCCAAAACCCCCCAAUCCCUCACAAUUUGCACAUUUCUUAAUGUUCUUGUUUGGUUCAGUUGUUGAACUGUUGGCCCCAGGGGGCUGGAGCAUGAGGUGGUUGCUGUAUAUAGGGUGGAUGCGGUGGCUGUCCUGGUUGCGGGAAUGGGGC
Neopsephotus bourkii (Bourke's parrot) is the source of this 1553-nucleotide messenger RNA. RefSeq names its product MYCL proto-oncogene, bHLH transcription factor (gene MYCL). Lineage: Eukaryota; Metazoa; Chordata; Aves; Psittaciformes; Psittacidae. The record is from RefSeq and is a predicted model, not a curated record. The transcript has 2 exons. Bases 307 to 1377 code for a protein of 356 amino acids. Gene Ontology annotation, biological process: regulation of transcription by RNA polymerase II. Gene Ontology annotation, molecular function: RNA polymerase II cis-regulatory region sequence-specific DNA binding; protein dimerization activity; DNA-binding transcription factor activity, RNA polymerase II-specific.